This is a messenger RNA of Colletotrichum phormii, 812 nucleotides long. RefSeq lists its product as uncharacterized. The record is from RefSeq and is a predicted model, not a curated record. Bases 21 to 812 code for a protein of 263 amino acids. NCBI's taxonomy places the organism in Eukaryota, Fungi, Ascomycota, Sordariomycetes, Glomerellales, Glomerellaceae. The transcript is spliced from 2 exons.
CCCUCUCACCAAUUUCUAAAAUGAAGUUUUCACUUCCCACCGUCAUUGCCAUCUUCUGUACAACCACCGCUCUUGCCCUCCCUCAGAUUAACAACGUUGGCGACCUUGUCGAGCGUGACGGAGAAGGGAUCGACCUUUCCCAAAUUGAGAUCGACGACGUCGAGGUCGACUACGAUCCUACCGACUUUGACGGCCUCGAGGCCCGCGCCGGAAAUACCAUACACUGCAGCAACAACGGCAAGAUCAAGCGCGUCAAGAAGGAGUAUAAGGGAAAGUGCCACCCCAAAAACAGCAUCGGUCGCCAAGCCGCCCACAACUGCGAGAGACCUCGCAGCGGAAAGUCCUACCUUUGCGUACAGAGCAAUAAGGCCACCUGCUACCUUUCUUUAUCGAUCCAUUACUCCGGAUUCUCUCAUUUGCACUCCUUUUCCAACAUGCAGUCUCACGUCCUUUCCAUCACGGCUUCUCUACCUCUCUCAAUGGUCCGCGAGAUGGCCAACUCGGGCGCCAUUGACGAAAUCUCCAACAGCCCGAACGCGGUCCGCCACCACAUCUACUGGAACAGCAUGCGCGACAACAAAACUAGCAAGACGCAGAAGUCCGUGCUGUUUGCCAUCUACCAAACCGGACAACAUGGACCCCAGAACGGAUACCGCCUCUGCCUGGUCCAUCAAGGCUACAACAUCGUCUCGGCGAAGAAAUCGGAUGGCGCCUCCGACGACGAGAUUGACAGUCUCGAGAAGGACAUCCCCCAGGGACACGAGGAGAUGGUGAUUUUGGGACAGGCGGCUGCUUUGGAGGAGACUGAGUAG